AGCUGUGCUGUGAAAUAAAAGCCCUCUGCUUACAACAAACCUUUGUUUGACUUUGCACAAGUUCACUUCAGCCAAAUCAAAUUCAAAGGUGUUUGAAGUCCCAGAGACUUCCUGGGCUGAGGUCUCCAGUUGAGGGUAGGAAGCUGUACCACCUCCCACAGCCCCUGAAUAGCACUGCCAUUGGUCAGGGUCUAACAGCUGUGGCUCUGCAAUCGGAGUAACUCCAUCCCACUUGAGAGCCUGGCAGCUAAAGGAAAGAAAGCAGAAUGCAGCCUUUUGUAAAUAUUUUCCUGGGAUUGUUCCUCUUGGGGCCUCUUGGAGCUGUGCCUCUCACUGACACUGGGAUUUAUGAUUCUGACUUCUAUGACCUGCUGCUCGGAGAGCUCUCUCACCCGUUUGACUACGACGAGAGCAAGCAGUCUGACCAACUGGAGACAGAGAUUGGGACAGCACUGCCAGCUCUAGUUCAAGAGAGUUAUUCUUCUGCACCCCUGAUAGAAGAGCCUGAGGAGGAAGCAUCGACGCCGAAAUUAAUUGACGGGGCUUCAGCACAAGGGUCUGGGGUUCUAGGACCCCAAACUCAAGAUGGUCUUCCUACUUGCCUUUUGUGCACGUGCCUGGGGACCACAGUCUACUGUGAUGACCACGAGCUGAUUGCUGUCCCACCACUGCCUAAGAGAACCGCCUACUUCUACUCCCGCUACAACAGGAUCAGGAAGAUCAACAGGAAUGACUUUGCUCACCUAAAUAACUUAAAGAGGAUUGACUUGACUGCAAACUUUAUAUCAGAGAUCCAUGAAGAUGCCUUCUGGAGACUGCCCCAACUUGAGGAGCUGGUGCUUCGUGACAACAGGAUCAGGCAACUGCCCGAGUUACCACCCACCUUGACAUUCAUUGAUGUCAGCAAGAACAGGCUUGGUCGCAAAGGAAUCCCUAAUGAGGCAUUUAAAGAUCUGCAGCAUCUGCAGCAUCUUUACAUUGCUGACAAUAACCUGGACCACAUUCCAUUGCCACUCCCUGAAAGCCUCCAAGCUCUGCAUCUUCAGAACAACAACAUUCAAGAAAUGCAUGAAGACACCUUCUGCAAGAUGAAAGACCUGACUUACGUACGUCGGGCUCUCGAGGACAUCAGGCUGGAUGGCAACCCCAUCAACCUGAGCAGAACCCCCUAUGCCUACAUGUGCCUCCCCCGCCUGCCAGUGGGUAACCUCAUCUAAGCUUCCUCUGGAGCCAACACUGAAGCCCUACACU
This is a messenger RNA of Dryobates pubescens (Downy woodpecker), 1251 nucleotides long. It is a transcript of the gene EPYC, whose product is annotated as epiphycan. Lineage: Eukaryota; Metazoa; Chordata; Aves; Piciformes; Picidae. Gene Ontology annotation, molecular function: protein binding. The transcript is spliced from 7 exons. The record is from RefSeq and is a predicted model, not a curated record. Bases 267 to 1217 code for a protein of 316 amino acids.